UUGGAAGCAAGCGUCUCCUCCCCUCUCGCGUCGGCAGCCUCUCUCGGUUCUCCCGGCCCGGAAAGCGCUGGAGUACGCCUGGCUUGCCGGUACGGAAGGAGGCUCGUCUAGGUGCCUCUGGGUGCCCCUGAAUCAGCAAACAUGUCCACCCCUCCCCUGGCCGGAGCAGGGAUGGCCCCCGGGCCGUUUUCAGGACCCCAAGCCCAGGCCGCUCGGGAGGUGAACACGGCUUCGCUGUGCCGCAUCGGGCAAGAGACCGUGCAGGACAUUGUGCUUCGCACCAUGGAGAUCUUCCAGCUGUUGAGGAACAUGCAGCUUCCAAACGGUGUCACCUAUCAUACAGGCACAUAUCAAGACAGAUUAGGAAAGCUUCAAGAACAUCUGCGCCAGCUUGCAAUACUUUUUAGAAAACUCAGAUUGGUCUAUGACAAAUGCAAUGAAAACUGUGCAGGACUUGAUCCUGUUCCAAUAGAGCAACUCAUUCCUUAUGUCGAGGAGGAUGGCUCUAAGCAUGAUGAUCGAGGAGCAGCCAGCCAGCUUCUCUUUGCUAGUGAAGAGAGAAGGGAGAUCAUGGAAGUGAACAAGAAACUGAAACAGAAGAAUCAACAGCUGAAGCAAAUUAUGGAUCAAUUACGGAAUCUCAUUUGGGACAUAAAUGCCAUGUUGGCAAUGAGGAACUGAAAUAUGCUUUCUCUCUUUCUCAUUAUGGCAGCUGAUACUAUUUGUUGGGCAGGGAAAUAAGUAUUUUCUGAAAACAUAAUCCUUUAUUCCUCUGCUAUUUCCCCCUCCAGUAGUACACAGCAUUUCCAAAAUACCCAAACUUCUGUACAGCCAAUGUAUAUAAAAAUGAGUGUUCUAUACAAUAUUUGCAACCGAUGUGUUAAUAUUUUUAUUAUGAAUGCUGAAAGAGUUUUUAUUAAAUGAAUGAAUUCUGUAUAAAAUUAAGCUUUAUAUUUCAGGACAGGGUGGACAUCUUGUGUGGAUUAUUUGGCAACCCACUAUUUUACCCUGAAUGGCUGGGUUUUCUUUUCAAAGUAAAACCCAAAGAACAGCUGUGUAGAAAGAGAAUAGAUCUUUGUUCUCGGCUGAAACCAUCCACCCAGUUUAGGUUUCGUUGUACAAAAAUAUAAUAAAAUACUGCUACCACA
Lacerta agilis (Sand lizard) is the source of this 1148-nucleotide messenger RNA. RefSeq names its product mediator complex subunit 30 (gene MED30). Gene Ontology annotation, molecular function: transcription coregulator activity. The record is from RefSeq and is a predicted model, not a curated record. Gene Ontology annotation, biological process: positive regulation of DNA-templated transcription. The coding region runs from base 142 to 681 and encodes 179 amino acids. The transcript is spliced from 5 exons. NCBI's taxonomy places the organism in Eukaryota, Metazoa, Chordata, Lepidosauria, Squamata, Lacertidae. Gene Ontology annotation, cellular component: mediator complex.